This is a messenger RNA of Phyllopteryx taeniolatus (common seadragon), 4505 nucleotides long. It is a transcript of the gene prkacab, whose product is annotated as protein kinase, cAMP-dependent, catalytic, alpha, genome duplicate b. Lineage: Eukaryota; Metazoa; Chordata; Actinopteri; Syngnathiformes; Syngnathidae. Gene Ontology annotation, molecular function: protein kinase A regulatory subunit binding; ATP binding; cAMP-dependent protein kinase activity. Gene Ontology annotation, cellular component: cAMP-dependent protein kinase complex; nucleus. The coding region runs from base 748 to 1803 and encodes 351 amino acids. The transcript has 11 exons. Gene Ontology annotation, biological process: peptidyl-serine phosphorylation. The record is from RefSeq and is a predicted model, not a curated record.
AGUGAGGAGACUGGAGCGCCCGCGUGUUUUGGGAGAGUGCGCUACCAUCAGCCGUCCAACGACAACCUCACGCUCCCAAACAUUGUCGCGGUCCUGCCACGCCAGGUCAGCGGCGGAGGAAAAUAUCAGUGACGUUACCCCCAUCCCACCCACCACCCCACCUUAGUUGAGUAGGGCGGCGGGAUACUGCCGUUGGGUUGCUGAGGGCCAAUCGCAGCGCGCCGUCGGACGUCGCCGUAGGUUGUUGGCCAAUUGGGAGCCGAGGUCCCGCUGUCAAUCAGGUGGGAUUGCGUUGAGUGGGCGGGACGUUCACUGGGCUGUAGUUCCGUCAUCCCGCUCAUCUCCGGGGCUACAGGGGGCCAAUGUUGAUUUGGGCGAAUUGGCGUCCAUAUAGGAGGACAUUGGAUUUGAAAACGCCUCAGUUUGCUCGCGCGAAGGCUUUCGACCGAGAAUACCGCAUCCCCGCCCGACCAGUUACUGUGUUUUUCGGGGAGGCUGGGGUGAAGGUGGGAAGCCAGGGGGCCUCCAUCGGAGGGGGCUGCGAGGAGGCAUAGGAGAAGACUGGCCAACAGCGCCCAGCAGCGACCCGGGAUCUGACGCUCGGCGAGCGAGCGGCAUCGGCAGCGGACAGCCUGUUCAAGAUCAACACCGUGCUUUGAUUGAGGAAAUAUUUUGUAGUCCUAACCGAGCUCAGACCUGCUCGGCGGAGCCUGAGAGCGACUGAUUGUUUGUUGACAGGUUGUCAUCAUGGGCAACGCGCCCACGGCCAGGAAGGGCAGCGAGAUGGAAAGCGUAAAGGAGUUCCUUGCUAAAGCCAAAGAGGACUUCCUGAAGAAGUGGGAGAGCCCUGAACAGAACACUGCUUGCCUGGAGCAGUUUGAGAGGUUGAAAACUCUGGGCACGGGCUCAUUUGGUCGCGUUAUGCUGGUGAGGCACAGAGAAACAGGACAGCAUUACGCCAUGAAGAUCCUCAACAAGCAGAAGGUGGUGAAGCUCAAGCAGAUUGAGCACACUCUUAAUGAAAAGAGAAUUCUUCAAGCUGUUAACUUUCCUUUUCUCGUACGGUUAGAGUACUCAUUCAAGGACAGCACUAACCUCUACAUGGUGAUGGAAUAUGUGCCAGGCGGAGAGAUGUUCUCCCAUCUACGGAGAAUUGGCAGAUUUAGUGAACCUCAUGCUCGGUUCUACGCUGCACAAAUUGUUCUGACCUUCGAAUACCUGCAUGCUUUGGACCUGAUCUAUAGAGAUCUGAAACCGGAAAACCUGCUCAUAGACCAACAGGGAUACAUACAGGUGACAGAUUUUGGCUUUGCCAAACGUGUAAAGGGCAGGACUUGGACACUGUGUGGCACGCCAGAAUAUCUUGCCCCUGAAAUCAUCCUCAGCAAGGGAUAUAACAAGGCAGUGGACUGGUGGGCGCUGGGCGUACUGGUCUAUGAGAUGGCAGCUGGGUACCCCCCUUUCUUUGCUGACCAGCCUAUUCAGAUCUACGAGAAGAUUGUAUCAGGGAAGGUGCGUUUCCCGUCUCACUUCAGCUCUGACCUGAAGGAUCUCCUGAGGAACCUGCUACAGGUUGAUCUUACCAAACGCUAUGGGAACCUCAAGAACGGGGUCAACGACAUUAAGGGACACAAGUGGUUUUCAACUACUGACUGGAUUGCCAUUUACCAGAAAAAAGUGGAAGCUCCAUUCGUCCCCAAGUUUAAGGGGCCAGGCGACACCAGCAACUUUGACGACUACGAGGAGGAGGAGAUCCGCAUUUCCUUCAAUGAGAAAUGUGCCAAGGAGUUUGCUGAGUUCUAGAGUUAGUGCGCGAGUGAAUGAGGGAGGGAUUCAAUAAGGAAGCUGGGGGAGACAGAGCUAAGCUGGUCAAGUGGGAGAUGUAAGGAGGAGCGUACCAUCUCCUCUCACAAUCACAAGCACCAGCUGCAAGAAGAGGGAAAGGGGAUCAAGCAAGGAGACUGAUAACCAGCAGUGUUGCCUUUUUCUGUUCUAAUUUCUUUAUGAUUCUGUCUCAUUUAUGGAUCCCUUUAUAAUGAAGGUGUGCUUCAGAUUCAUGGCUUGGGGAACCCCUCUUGUUUAGAGUCGCCUCUACACAGUUUACUCCCUGCUGGUAUGAUUUCAUCCUUCACGUUUGGAGCCCAAGAGAGGCAAAUUCCUUUGUUAGAGUCAACUGGUCCAUCUGUUCGUCAAAUGUGAAGACCACUGGAACUGGACCAGCAAAAGUCUGCACUGAUUUUUUUAAAUUCACAUUGAUAAUUGGUUGGCUUGCGCUUCCUCUGGUGAGCAACAGAAGUUUUAAAGUAAAUGCUCAAAGCAGACACACAGAGAUACACGUUCAGCUUGAAAGGCUUCGGUAUUGCAACUUUAUUUUUUGUCAAGUAACUCCAUCCCCCAUGUUGUAGACAGCAUACGUCAAGUCACCAAUGUGAUUGGACGAUAGACAGACAGAAGUCACUCUUGAUGACUCUGUGUGUGUGUCAGUAUUUAUUGUCAUUGCAACUUGACAACUUUGUCCAUCUCCACGGCACCAACUUAUAAAUGUUUAAAUGUGUCUCCAGUGAUAUCAUGUGACGCUAACUAACACAAUGACGCGGACAAAGGAAAGGACAAGCACGGUUUCAAUGGUGUGAAGGAACACAUCAUGUUACAUAAUGGUAUCUCAGGUUUGAACAUAUCACUCAAUGGGGACAUUGGAUAUUUUUAUCCAAUGGAAACAUGGAAAUGGAAAUGUUAAUUUCUGGGAAGAAUUCAAAGGAACUAAAGGGAAUUUUUAGAUAUUUGAUUAGUGUCUUCCACGUUUUUGCCCUUCCAUUUGGUUUUGUGACUGGACAAAAGCCUGUGCUGUCUGCGCUCAGAUCUCACCUACUCUGCAUGUUUUUGUCCUGAAAGAGACCAUCUGAGGCAGACUACCUCAAACUGCUUCUGGAUUACCAGAGCACUUUGAUCUGUCAUUGAUGCUGGUCUUAUUUGUGUCCUUUAAAAAAAAUGUGUUUAAAUAUCCCAAUACUCAGCUCAUUCCUCUUGUCAUUUAAAAUGUUGAACUACAUUAAUCAUAUGGCAAAUUUAGCCCAUCACGUUUUUUUUUUUUUUUUUUUUUUUUUUUUUUUUUUUUUUUAAAAGUGUUUUAUUCCAUAUGGUGGUGAUGUAAAAAAAGAAAAUGACAUACCAUUGAACUGGCCUGGAAAAGGGAGCGCAUCUGCAGCUAGAUCUUGGAGUGGCUAACAUGGUUCGUGCACUGUAUACUCUUUAACCGACAUGAUACAUGUGGUCAAUGCCUCCUUUAGAUAUGAUGGCAAGCGUUUUGACAUCUCAGUGGUGUUCUUUUUAACAUCUUGCCAUUCAAGAAUUCUAAAACUAAAGUUGUAUUGAUUGCUUUCAGACAGUAAAGCCUUUGAGUAUCAUUUUAUAGCUACAUUUUAAUGCACCACCAUUCAAUGGUUCUCAUAACAAUAUAGUAGGAUUUCAUAUUAAAAGUUCAGUCUGCAGUAGUUUAUAAAAAGUUUCAGUUUUUUUUAUUUUUUUAUUUAACCAUGAAUGUUAUGGAAAAUGAAGGGGGCUAUUGGUAGUAGCAGUUCACAUAGCAGACUUUCGUACAGCUGGUGUGGGCUCAAUGCCCCAUUCACAAUUGCUCUGUCAUGACUUCAUUCUAAGUCUUGGCCCCAGUUGCCCCAGGAUUCAUUUCAUAUUCUCUGCAUGAUGACUCGAAUGCGAUGGCCCCAGGUUUAGUGCAGGAUAUUCGGAUACAAAACUUUUAUUUCAGAACUUCCUCAGCGCAAACUAAGCUGCACCAAUUUAGUACACCCCUUUUUGUCUUUCUGUCCAUUUCUUUUAAUAGCAGGCUCCAUACCCAAGCUAAGACAUAAGAACAAUACAACGAAAGUGACCUUUGAGCGUUUGCAUUCUAAAGACCAACAAGAGACCCCUUGAGAAUGACAUGAUACAGCUAAAUGGGUUUAUCCUAAUGAAAUGUAACAUAACGGAUGCUAAUCUAACAAUACAAUCAAACAACAAAUGCUCACCUACUGAGCAGUGUUUCUUCUCUUAUAAAGUGAGGUGAAAUGGUUGAUUAAUCAAUCUGGGCUGAGGUCUAAUACACAUUGUCACAUUAGAUGGAUCAUGAUUAUUCUUAUUAUUUGAUACUGUUGUGCCACUUGUCAAGACUUCACAAUUGCUGUAUCCCAGCCACGUCCGAUUCAAUGUUGACUAACAUGGAUAAAAUGAAAUUUGAGGUGAUGAUACAACAGUUUGAUGUGUCUCAUCGAUGUUUCUGUAGUGACACUUCCCUUCGAAGCAGGUACUAUGCUGAUAUAUGUUGUCACACUUUUUGGGAAAUGAGAGACCCCAGUGUGAACGAUGUUAACCCCCACCACACAUACAAUACAGCAUAAAACACAGACACACACACACAGCAAAGGGAAGUCACAGCAGCAGUGACAUAAAAACAUGAGUGUAAUAUUUUGCAACAUGAAUAUCAUUCCAAUAAAGUUUUACUUGUAAAAUCA